UGUUGUUCCUAUGUUUUAACAUGACUGUCGUGAAGUUUUGAUUCUGUAGUGAUCGCAAUCGUAGUCUCAGAGAUUGUUUAAGUGAGCGGAGUCACAUUCUGAAUUAUUCAUUCAUUGAACCUUUUGUUUUGGUGGUAACACACCUACUAAAUUCCAAGUUAAGUAAAGUUUUUAUAUUCUGCUUAAAAAUGGGGAAGAAGCAACAUCAAAAAGAUAAAAUGUACUUGACAGCCUCAGAGUAUACUCAAUAUUAUGGCGGUAAAAGGACUGUUGGUAAUUCUUCAGCUUCUGAGUUUCGUCGACUUCCUUUUGAUCACUGUUCAUUAUCAUUACAACCAUUUGAACAUCCGUUUUGUACUCCAGAAGGAGUAAUUUAUGAUUUAAUGCAUAUUGUACCCUUCCUUAAAAAGUAUGGUGUUGAUCCUGCUACUGGAAAGUCUCUGGAUCAAAAAAGUCUAUUAAAAUUGAAUUUUACCAAAAAUGCUGAUGGAAAAUAUCACUGCCCAGUUCUCUUUAAAGUUUUCAAUGAAAAUUCUCACAUUAUAGCCAUUAAAACUACUGGAAAUGUUUUUUCUUAUGAGGCUGUUGAGCAACUUAACCUUAGAACUAAGAAUUUUAAAGACCUUCUUACAGAUGAACCAUUUACAAAGAAUGAUAUUAUAACAAUUCAGGAUCCUUCUAAUCUGGAAAAAUUUAAUUUCAAUAAUUUUCAUCAUGUAAAGAAUAAGUUAUCUGUAACAGAAGAUUCUGAAGCUGAUCAGAAUGGUGAAAAUUAUCGUAAUUUGAAAAGUGUCAAUUCAGUGACUAGAGAUGUUCUUGAAGAAAUUAAAAGAGAAGCUGCCAAUAAAAAAGUGGAAAAGAAGUCUGAUGAAAAAGAAAAAGCUGACAAAUUCAAUGCUGCUCAUUAUUCUACUGGUGCUGUUGCUGCAAGCAGUACUUCGACUGCUGUGGAUCCAUCUACCUUUCAUGAAGCAGCUAUAUUGGAUGAUGAUAUUGUAAGAUAUUCUAAAGUAAAAAAGAAAGGAUAUCUGCAGAUAGUCACAAAUUUAGGACCAUUGAAUAUAGAACUGCAUUGUGACAUGACUUCUAAAACUUGUGAAAAUUUUAUAAAGUUAAGUAAAAGUGGAUAUUAUGAUAAUACAAUUUUUCACAGAUCAAUAAAGAAUUUCAUGAUCCAGGGAGGUGACCCCACUGGAACAGGCUCUGGUGGAGAGUCUGCAUGGAAAAAACCAUUUAAAGAUGAAUUCAAACCAAAUCUGAGUCAUCAGGGAAGAGGUAUACUCAGUAUGGCAAAUUCAGGACCAAACACAAAUAAAUCUCAGUUCUUUAUUACCUACAGAUCAUGUCAACAUUUGGAUAAGAAGCAUUCUAUUUUUGGACGAGUGGUUGGAGGUUUAGAUACUCUUAGCAAAAUGGAGAAGAUAGAAACAGAUAAAGAUGAUAAGCCUUUGGAAACCAUAAAGAUAAUCAAAAUCAUGAUUUUUGUGGACCCUUUUCAAGAAGUUGAUGAGGAACUUGCAAAACUGAGAGCAGAGGAAAAGUCAGCUGCAGAAAAAGCAUUGAUGGUAAAUGAAGAACCCAAGACUAAAAUAUUAAAAACUUACCACCUAGGUGUUGGGAAAUACAUAAAUUCUGCAUCUAUAAUAAAUUCUGAAAUUGAUAAUACUACAGAAAAGAAAAAGAAGAAAACAAUAACAGGCCAAUUUGGAGAUUUCAGUUGUUGGUAAAUGAAAAUCAUUGCAUUGUAAAUAAUGUAAAUAAAAUCUUAUAUUUGAAACCUAAGCUGUAAUUCAAUGUAU
This is a messenger RNA of Argiope bruennichi, 1799 nucleotides long. Its product is annotated as RING-type E3 ubiquitin-protein ligase PPIL2-like. The record is from RefSeq and is a predicted model, not a curated record. Bases 189 to 1727 code for a protein of 512 amino acids. The transcript is spliced from 16 exons. Gene Ontology annotation, molecular function: peptidyl-prolyl cis-trans isomerase activity; ubiquitin-ubiquitin ligase activity. NCBI's taxonomy places the organism in Eukaryota, Metazoa, Arthropoda, Arachnida, Araneae, Araneidae. Gene Ontology annotation, biological process: protein polyubiquitination; protein peptidyl-prolyl isomerization; protein folding. Gene Ontology annotation, cellular component: catalytic step 2 spliceosome.